GGCAGUCUUCAGGCGCAUGGUUUACGUAAAAGCCGCUUAGUUUUUAGUUUCUUCUAUAAAAAAUAGAUUUUCUUGCAUAAACUAAGUUGAGCGACCAUGGCGACUGCCUUGACUCGAUACUGGGCACAGGGAUCCCUCCAAAAGCAGGUGGUACAGACCGGCGUUCGCGGCUUUUCUAGUCAACAGAAGCCCGAAAUCGAGGAAGAAGAAGAGUUCCGAGUGCUGAGCUUGAGGACAGUGAAGCAGCAGUUCCAAAAACGGCGUGAAGUAAAAAAGGAUCCUGUGAUGCCCCCUCGCUCUAACCGCAUGGCCGUGGAUCAGGAUUGGACGGCAGCUUGGCCCGGACCUCGGUCCUUCCACCCGGCUAGUGUUCCACUGCCGUUGCGACAAGGAUUCACAGAGCGCGGAGCAGCUGCCCCCUCGAAGUUCGCCAACGCGGAGCUGAUGAAGAUUCCCAACUUCCUACAUUUAACCCCGCCGGCUAUCAGGCAGCAGUGCGAAGCCAUCAAGAAGUUCUGUACCCCUUGGCCAAAAGGCUUGGAGAGUGAGGCAAAGUGGCAGCGUCAUUUCCCAGUAGAGGUGACUACCACCGACUACCUGCAAGCUCUGCCAACAAUCAGAAACAUGGAUGCCCGGAGGGUAACCGUUUCUCUAAAGCUCUCCGAUCUUAAGUUCGAUGCUCAUGCCAGGGACAAGUUCCUCCGACUUGUUGGAGAUCGCUACGAUAAGACUACGGACAUCCUCACCUUCGUCACGGAUCGUUGUCCUUUGAGGAAGCAGAACUAUGACUACGCCCUCUACUUGCUAACAGCCUGCUAUCAUGAAUCUUUUGUGACCGAGCCGUGGGAAGCUACCAAGUCUGAGGCUGACAUGGAGGUGUAUCUUUUCGGCCGUAACAAAUCCAAGCUCUCCGCUGAGGAGAUCCUGAACUGGAAUGCUGCAGAAGGAGCGCCGAAGGUAGAAGCUAGUCCCAGUUACGGGCAGAGUGUGGAGCAGUUGAUCAACGAGGGCGAGAACGAAUACAACCUGACCAAAUACAAGGAGGAAGUCAAGAAAAUGUUGAACAUUGCCAGCCAGUGAAGUAAAAUGUGAAGUUGAAUUGUGGAAAACAAUAAAGUUGGAUGUUGUUAUUA
Molecule: messenger RNA, 1133 nt
Organism: Drosophila bipectinata
Lineage: Eukaryota; Metazoa; Arthropoda; Insecta; Diptera; Drosophilidae
Gene: mRpS35
Product: mitochondrial ribosomal protein S35
Biological process (GO): mitochondrial translation
Cellular component (GO): mitochondrial small ribosomal subunit
Molecular function (GO): structural constituent of ribosome
Source: RefSeq, a predicted model, not a curated record